This is a messenger RNA of Portunus trituberculatus (swimming crab), 846 nucleotides long. RefSeq lists its product as uncharacterized. The coding region runs from base 1 to 846 and encodes 281 amino acids. The record is from RefSeq and is a predicted model, not a curated record. The transcript has a single exon. Lineage: Eukaryota; Metazoa; Arthropoda; Malacostraca; Decapoda; Portunidae.
AUGUUGGCAACUGGGCAACCCCCAGUGGCCCAGCAACAGCUGUGUGGGAUUACCGGGCCCUGCACACAGCUGAGGGGGCCAGUGUACGCCAGGAUUGAGGUUGGCAGCACGGAGGAGCGACUUCUUGUCUAUGUAGCAGAUGUCGGGGAGAACUUGCUUGGCUUAGACUACCUCCAGCGGAGCAGGGCGAUGCUAGACUUCGGGAAAAUGACCAUGGCGGUCGGAGGCAACGUAGUGCCGUUGCAGGAGAGCGGUGGUGACGCAGUAGAGCGUGAAGUUUCAAUUGAAAAUCACCAAGCCCAUACUGCACCCUCACCCGAAGCCAGCCACUGCUGCCGUCUCGGUGAGGAACAGGAGGAGGAAAGUCUCAGGUCGGGUGGGUGUGAAGGUGUACAGAUGACUAUGGACCCGGAAGGUCACUCCGAGGACACGCAGGAGAGUAGCACUGGAGUUCCACCUCAUCUGUGGGAAUUGUUGCAGAGGAGUUCAGCAUGCCUGUCCAGGGAACAGGUGGACGAGGUGAAGAAAGUGCUAACUCUAUAUGCAGAUGUCUUCUCGAAGGGAGAUCAUGACUUGGGCUGGACCAGUCUGGUUAAACACCACAUCCACACAGGGGAUAGUCGGCCAGUCAAGUUGCCGCCCCAGAAAAUCGCGCCAGCUCGAUGGCUGGAGGUGGAAAAGGCCGUGGAGGAGCUGCUCGAGCAAGGGAUAAUCAAAAAGUCGUUUAGUCCCUGGAGUGCUGCUGUCGUGCUUGUUAAGAAGAAGGACGGGUCCACCAGCUGUUGUUUGGACUACCAGACCCUUAACACGGUUACGACAAAGGACUUGUACCCCCUACCGAGGUAG